Molecule: messenger RNA, 2339 nt
Organism: Cimex lectularius (bed bug)
Lineage: Eukaryota; Metazoa; Arthropoda; Insecta; Hemiptera; Cimicidae
Gene: tmod
Product: tropomodulin
Exons: 9
Coding region: 382-1518 (378 amino acids)
Biological process (GO): myofibril assembly; pointed-end actin filament capping
Cellular component (GO): myofibril
Molecular function (GO): tropomyosin binding
Source: RefSeq, a predicted model, not a curated record
UACCAAAUCUACCGUACAUUUCAGACCGUAAGCCGACUUUCACCUUUUUUGUGUGAAAGUGAAUUAAAAAAAAAUAGGCAUCUCGGUCGAAAAUCGCUGGCGGGCCCCUCGUGGAGUCGCUAGUAUCGACGCUUUCGGCUUUUGACCGUCGCCUUAUUCUGCCUGCGCUAGAGUCCUGGAACUGGAAGUCAUAUCGCUAGACCGAGUCGCCGAGUGCUAGUUGCCGUUUGUCCUGGAACUGGAAGUGGGCGUGUUUCUUGUCCCCCGGGUCGCCGACGGUUCGUCUUUGCCGCACGUCCUUUCGGCCCUUUGCCGCCGCCCCAAACCAGGCCGACACGGAGUCAAAUAUAAAAGACGUCUUCAACAACAAAAACGUCGACAAUGACGACCGCAGCCAAGUUGUAUGGUAAAGAUCUGUCCGAAUAUGACGAAAUGGACGUUGACCAACUCUUAUCACAACUCACGCAAGAAGAAAUCAGUAUGCUUGUAAAAGAAGUCGACCCGGAUGAUACUCUUUUACCGCCAUCACAAAGAUGUUCUUACGAAUGUCAAAAGAGUCCUACCGGGCCUCUCGAUAGGAAAAAGUUGAUUGAGCACAUUAACAAGCAAGCCUUGGAAACUCCAGAUAAACCUGAAUUGAAACCAUUCGUUGCUGGAACAAUUAGAGGCAAAAAGUGGAUUCCACCACCUGUGUCAGUCAAAUUGAAAGAGGCUGAAGAACAGAUCGCCAUUGACUUGGGAGAUGAGUAUGAACAAGCUUUAAGCGAUGCGACUCAAGAAGAAAUUAUUGACUUGGCCGCUAUUCUCGGUUUCCAUUCGAUGAUGAACCAAGAUCAGUACCAUGCUUCUCUCUUGAACAAAGGACAGCCGCUUGGACUCGGUUGGGACGGCAUCACCAAAGCGACACAACAGAAAGUUUACCCAGUCGAACCUCCGAACGAUACCGAUGUGGACAAGACUAUACAAAUGGUUAAAGACGACGACCAUGAGCUUCUCACUCUGAAUUGGAAUAAUAUUAGGAAUAUCUCUGAUGAGAAAUUCAACAACCUUUUCAUGGCUCUCAGAGAAAAUACCCACUUGGAAACACUUAGCCUCACCAAUGUCGGCCUUCUUGACAGACACGCGUUAAAGCUUGCAGAAGCCAUCGAAAAGAACUGCACACUCAAAGUUUUGAAUGUGGAGACAAAUUUCCUCAGCCCACAAGUUAUCCUCCGACUCAUAAAGGCAUUACUAGUUCAAAAAAGUUUAGAAGAAUUCCGAGGGGCCAAUCAGAGAUGUUACGUGCUUGGCAAUAAAAUUGAAAUGGAGAUAACAAAUCUUGUAGAACAAAACCCUACACUUCUCAGAUUAGGUCUUCAUCUCGAAUAUAAUGAUGCCAGGCAGAGGGUUGCAAAUCACCUCCAACGAAACAUUGAUAGGAGUCGUUUAAGGCGCAUUGGUCACUUUUCCCGCUCAUUUGCUGCUGGUUGGUUUCCGCAUAUAGGAGGCAAGACCUUCGCAAUAAAUAACAAGAGAUGAAAAUAAAUUACAAGCUACAUAGUAAAUUAUAUUAGAGUGUGCAGUUUUCAAUGCUAAUUACUAUUUUUGUUCGACUGGUGUCUUUUUUUCUUUGAUUCAUCCGUUAUAACGUCAUUUAAGAGGACAGCGAAUUCAUCGUCAUGACAAAUACUCCGAUACUGAAUUGUUUUGUGUUUGCGCCAAAUGGUUAAUGACUUUGGUAAUAAUUGCAAGACUAUUAUUAGAUAUGAAUUUAUUUUAUUUCUGUUGUGUGUUGACUCACAUAUAAUUGCACAGCUUUGUAAGUGGAACAGUGGCUUUUGUGAUUUCAAAGAUCAGUGUUUUUUUUCCUUUUCUGAAUGUACGCCAAUUUUAUGCAGCAAUUGUAAGCUUUCAUAUAAAAAAUUUAUUAAAUUUCAUACACAACAUGGAUAAUUGUAGGUUUAAAUAGCCAAUAAUAUAUUAUUUAUGUAAAAAUAAAAUCACUAUUUCCUUGUUUUAUAUAUAAACCCUUCAUUAAAUUUAGUGUACUGUUAUUACUGAGCUCAACUAUGCUUGAAAUUUAUAGCCUGUUCGGUGCUGCUGUGAAGCGUUUGCUAUUUAGAUUUAAUCGAAUUUCUCUUGUCUUGUACAUACUAUAAAAUUUAAACAAUGUACAAUUAUAUAUGUAUUUUUUUGAUUAUUUAUUAGAACUGCUUAUAAUUUUACAGCCAAAUAUAAAAAUUUAUGUAUUGACAUAAAUAACUUGUUUUCAUUAGAUACAAGUUACAAACUGCAAAAAGGUUCUGUUAAACAGUCCUUAAUUGACUACAUGGUAAUAAAAGAAAGUAAAUUAUUUAAUA